Molecule: messenger RNA, 520 nt
Organism: Megalobrama amblycephala (Wuchang bream)
Lineage: Eukaryota; Metazoa; Chordata; Actinopteri; Cypriniformes; Xenocyprididae
Product: transmembrane protein 220-like
Exons: 6
Coding region: 131-511 (126 amino acids)
Source: RefSeq, a predicted model, not a curated record
GUUUUUUGUGGCAAUUGUGAGGGAAAUACACAAUUUAUUCCCAUAAACUGUGUAGUCUUCUGUUAAUUCUCCCUCCCACCGUGUGAAUUGUGAACGCAAGCAGAUAAAUGAUCCAGAUGCUGCUUUGUGGAUGGUUGGUUAUGCAGUUCCAGCUGGAUUGUGCUUUUUGAUUUGUUGUGAACAACAAAUAACAGAGUCAUUAUUAUGGAGGAGAACGGCUGAUCUUCAUGUGCUUGUUUCCUCUACAUUUGGGCUCAUUCUGGGCUGGAAACUUUAUAAGGAGGGAAUUACAGACAUUUUCCAGCAAGAGGAAGGAAGGGAAUGUUGUGGACUCCUGCUGACGGUUUUCUGGCUGCUGCUCUGCAGACAUUCAGGAAGGACUUCUGUCGGCUCCGUGAGGAUCUGCACUGCUGUGGGAAUCACUGUGUUUCCCUUCAUCACAUGGAUCUAUUACUACAUGAACACAGAGCUGAGGAAACACUGGCCUGAACACUGUACAACUGCUCUCUGAUCAGACAAA